AUGUCUAAGCACGACUCGGCCAGCACAAGCACCGGAGUCAUGGACCCCGUCGCAGAGCAGAAGCCUCGUCGAGGCUCAAAGGCCUCUCUCGGAAACACUGAUGGCGCUGACCAGCUCCUCGAGAACCUCGGCUACAAGGCUGAGCUGUCGCGUAACCGCUCUACCUUCCAGGUCGCCUUCAUGUCCUUCGUCCUCGCUUCCAUCCCCUACGGUCUCGCUACCACCCUGGUUUACCCUCUGAUUGGCGGCGGUCCCGUCAACGUCAUCUGGGGCUGGCUCGCCGUCUCCCUCAUCAUUGUCUGUGUUGCUUGCUCUCUCGGUGAAAUCACCAGUGUCUAUCCUACUGCUGGAGGUGUUUACUACCAGGCCUUUAUGCUCUCUCCUCCCCGAUGGCGUCGCAUUGCUAGCUGGAUCUGUGGCUGGCUCUAUCUAGUUGGAAACAUUACCAUCACUCUCGCCGUCAACUUCGGUACCGCCCUCUUCAUCGUCGGCUGUGUCAAUGUCUUCGAGAAGAGCCCUGGCGUCGGUGUCCUGUCGGGAGAGGCUUACCAGGUCUUCCUGAUCUUCCUUGCCCUGACUAUCCUGUGCAAUGCUGUCUCUGCGCUCGGUAACAAGUGGCUUCCCUGGAUCGAUACCGCCGCCAUCUUCUGGACCUUCGCUGGUCUCAUCGCCAUCAUCGCUACUAUCCUUGCCAUCGCUAAGAACGGACGCCGUGAUGCUAACUGGGUCUUCACACACUUCGAGGACAACUCUGGCUGGCCCAAGGGAUGGUCUUUCUGUGUCGGUCUCCUCCACGCCGCUUAUGCUACUUCUUCUACUGGAAUGAUCAUCUCCAUGUGUGAGGAGGUUCAGAACCCUCAAGUCCAGGUCCCCAAGGCCAUGGUCGCCACCAUCUUCAUCAACACCUUCGCCGGUCUCCUCUUCCUCGUCCCUCUCAUGUUCGUCAUGCCCGAAAUCCAGGACGUCAUCGUCUCCGCCCAGCCCGUGCCUCUCAUCAUCAAGAGCGCCGUUGGCAGCUCCGGUGGUGCCUUCGGUCUCCUCAUUCCUCUCAUCGUCCUCGCCAUCAUCUGCGGUAUCGGCUGCACAACUGCCAGCUCUCGAUGCGCUUGGGCUUUCGCUCGUGAUGGUGCCAUCCCCGGUGCCAGGAUGUGGUCCAAGGUCAACGCCUCUCUCGACGUUCCACUGAACGCUAUGAUGCUCUGCAUGGUUGUUGAGAUCGUCCUCGGUGUCAUCUACUUCGGUUCUUAUGCUGCUUUCAACGCUUUCUCUGGUGUCGGUGUCAUUUGCUUGACUGCUUCUUAUGCCACUCCCAUUGCCAUCAGUCUCGCUACUGGUCGCAAGCAGGUCAAGACUGGACAGUUCUACCUCGGAAAGUGGGGUGCUGUCGCCAACUGGAUCGCUCUCGCCUGGUCUCUGUUGGCUAUGCCUCUCUUCUGCAUGCCCUCCGCCAUCCCCGUUACCCCCGAAUCCGUCAACUACGCCCCCGUCGUCUUCGUCUUUGCGUGCAUGGUUUCUGGUAUCUGGUACUGGGUCUGGGGUCACAAGAACUACGCUGGUCCUCCCACCAACGAGGACUAA
This is a messenger RNA of Fusarium musae, 1578 nucleotides long. RefSeq lists its product as uncharacterized. The record is from RefSeq and is a predicted model, not a curated record. Gene Ontology annotation, biological process: amino acid transport; transmembrane transport. Gene Ontology annotation, cellular component: membrane. Lineage: Eukaryota; Fungi; Ascomycota; Sordariomycetes; Hypocreales; Nectriaceae. The transcript is spliced from 5 exons. Gene Ontology annotation, molecular function: transmembrane transporter activity. The coding region runs from base 1 to 1578 and encodes 525 amino acids.